This is a messenger RNA of Microthlaspi erraticum, 1935 nucleotides long. The record is from the annotation of a GenBank genome assembly. NCBI's taxonomy places the organism in Eukaryota, Viridiplantae, Streptophyta, Magnoliopsida, Brassicales, Brassicaceae.
AUGUUAAAGACAUUGUUAGUUCACGGGAUACUCUUCUUCUUCUUAACCGGCUCCAUCGCCGCCGACGAAAACGACGGUGGCUUGUCCUUAUGCAACUGCGACGACGAGGACAGCCUCUUCAGCUUCGAGGCAAUCCUCGAAUCGCAGAAAGUCGGCGACUUUCUAAUCGCGGUCGCGUAUUUCUCGAUCCCAAUCGAGCUCGUCUACUUCGUCAGCCGCACCAAUGUGCCUUCGCCUUACAACUGGGUCGUCUGCGAGUUCAUAGCCUUCAUUGUCCUCUGUGGCAUGACCCAUUUGCUCGCUGGCUUCACCUACGGACCCCACUCGGCUUGGGUCAUGACAGCUGUCACUGUCUUCAAGAUGCUGACUGGGAUCGUCUCCUUCCUCACGGCGGUCUCGCUCGUCACUCUCUUGCCUCUGCUUCUCAAAGCCAAGGUUCGAGAGUUUAUGCUGAGCAAGAAGACGAGAGACCUUGGCCGUGAGGUUGGGAUCAUAAUGAAGCAGACGGAGACGAGCUUGCACGUUCGUAUGCUCACUAGGAAGAUUAGGACGUCUCUUGAUCGUCACACGAUACUCUACACGACGCUCGUGGAGUUGUCCAAGACUCUGGCGCUCAAGAACUGCGCCGUUUGGAUCCCGAACGAGAUCAAGACGGAGAUGAAUCUUACUCACGAGUUAAGACCGAUGAACGAUGACGAGAAUUAUGAGAAUGAGACUGUUGGUGGUGGUGGUAAUGGUGGUGGGUUUUCUUUACCGAUAUCCGAGGCUGAUGUUGUGAGGAUUAAGAGAAGCGAAGAGGUGAACAUGUUGAGCCCUGGCUCUGCGCUAGCCUCGGUGACUAGCAGAGGCAAGGCAGGUCCUACGGUUGGGAUAAGAGUACCGAUGCUUCGGGUUUGUAACUUCAAAGGCGGGACGCCGGAGGCGAUCCACAUGUGUUACGCGAUCUUGGUCUGUGUGCUUCCGUUGGGGAAGUCUCGGAACUGGACAUACCAAGAGCUUGAGAUUGUCAAGGUUGUGGCUGAUCAGGUGGCGGUUGCCAUCUCUCACGCCGUGAUCCUCGAAGAGUCUCAGCUCAUGAGAGAGAAGCUGGCGGAACAGAACCGAGCGCUUCAGGUGGCGAGGGAGAACGCGCUGAGAGCUAACCAAGCGAAAGCUGCGUUCGAGCAGAUGAUGAGCGAUGCCAUGAGACGUCCCGUGAGGUCUAUUCUCGGGUUGCUUCCUAUGAUAACGCAGGACGGGAAGUUGCCGGAGACGCAGAAGGUUAUUGUUGAUGCGAUGGGGAGAACCAGCGAGCUGUUGUUACAGCUUGUGAACAACGCCGGAGAUAUAAACAACGGGACGGUCCGGGGAGGGUCGGAGACGCAUUGUUUCAGUUUGCGUUCGGUUGUGAAGGAAACGGCUUGCUUGGGGAGGUGUUUGUGCCUUGGGAACGGGUUUGGUUUCUCAACGGAAGUUGAUAGAGCGUUGCCUGAUUAUGUUGUGGGAGAUGCGAGAAGGUUGUUUCAAGUGAUGUUGCAUAUGCUUGGGGGUUUGAUGAACCGGAAGAUCAAAGGGAAUGUGACUUUCCGGGUUUUGCCGGAAAGUGGAAGCUCGGGUUUAGAAGAGAGGAAAGAUAGCCAAGAAGCGGUUUGGCGACAAUGCUAUUCUAAAGAGUACAUUGAAGUUAGAUUCGGGUUCGAUGUAGCUGCUGCAGAAGGCGACGAGAGUAUAUAUAGAAGUAACAUGGAGGAGGAGGAGAUUCCGAGAUUCGACAUCUGCGAAGAUAUCGUAAAGUUGAUGCAAGGGAAUAUACGGGUUGUGGAGAACGGUCUAGGUUUGGUGAAAAGCCUAUCGGUUGUUUUCCGGUUCCAGCUCCGGCGAUCUAUAAUGUCACGUGGCGGUGGAUAUUCUGGAGAAACGUUUAAGACAUCAGCUCCUCCGUCUGCUAGUAAUUGA